Theileria parva strain Muguga is the source of this 3243-nucleotide messenger RNA. Its product is annotated as DSHCT (NUC185) domain protein. Bases 1 to 3210 code for a protein of 1069 amino acids. The transcript is spliced from 10 exons. Gene Ontology annotation, molecular function: RNA binding; RNA helicase activity; ATP binding. Gene Ontology annotation, cellular component: Ski complex. Gene Ontology annotation, biological process: nuclear-transcribed mRNA catabolic process, 3'-5' exonucleolytic nonsense-mediated decay. The record is from RefSeq and is a predicted model, not a curated record. Lineage: Eukaryota; Apicomplexa; Aconoidasida; Piroplasmida; Theileriidae.
AUGGCAAAUUACUAUGAAAAUCCAUUUGAUUUCUGGACUUCAGAUGAAGAAGAUGCAGGUGAAGAAGGAAAUUUCUUCCUAAAAGAUCGAUUUAAACCCCAAAAUGAGAAUGAAACAGAAAUAAAAAAGUCUGGAGAUGAAGAUUCUAAUAAUUUAGAAUCAACACUGGAUUUCUUGAGCUGGAUUCCAUUAAUAUCAGAGCCGACAAAUGAACACUCAAUAUUUAGAGUUUUCGACAAGGAAUUCGAAAAUAUUAAACAGUUAAAUUAUGAAUAUAUAGAAAAGGAGUUGUAUAAUAGUAUUUUUAAUGAAAAUAAAGAACAAAAUGAUAAGAAUUUGGAAACAUCCACAUACACACCUCCAGGUGAUUGUAACAAUAGUUCCAUUAUCCUGGAAGCUAACUCUACAAUUUUAGAGCCACCGCCAUUCAAGUUAAUAGUUCCAAAACCAGAUGAGAAUAAGAAGUACAUAAGGAAGAAAUGGGCGAUAGUCGAUGAUAAAGAGGCACCAGAACUUACUGAUCUUAUCGCUCAGUAUCCAUUUGAGCUGGAUGAUUUCCAGAAAAAGUCUAUACAUCACUUAAUUAACGGAAAGCAUGUAUUUGUAUCGGCACAUACCUCAGCAGGGAAGACUGUUGUGGCGGAGUACUCUAUAGCAUUAGCCAUAAGUAGAGGCCAGAAGGCAAUUUACACCUCACCAAUUAAGGCACUUUCUAAUCAGAAGUAUAGAGAGUUCAAGGUUAAAUUCGGAAAUGAAAAUGUUGGAAUAAUAACAGGAGAUGUGCUCUGUAACCCAGGGGCAUCAUGCCUGAUAGUCACUACUGAAAUUCUCAGGAAUCUUCUGUACAGAGGUGACAGUGUGAUUGGCCAAAUAUCAGUGGUGAUAUUUGAUGAGAUACAUUACAUCAAUGACCUUACCAGAGGAGUGGUGUGGGAAGAAGUGAUUAUACUAUUACCUAGGAAUAUUCAGCUAGUAAUGUUGAGUGCCACAGUUCCUAAUUACCUGGAAUUCGGAGAAUGGAUAGGUAACGUUAUGCAAAAAGAAGUAUUAAUAAUAAUGACAAACCACAGACCAGUACCCUUAAAACAUUAUCUAUAUAUUUAUGACCGUUUCUUCCUAAUUCAUGGAGCUAAGGGGUUUAAUAAGGAGGCAUACCACAUAAUGUACAAGUACACUUCCACACUUAAAAUCAAUGAUAAGAAGUCAACUUUUAAAGGUCAGGUACAGAAGUUACAAAGACUUCUGAAACAGCUUGAAUCUGAGGAUAAAAUGCCUGUUGUGCUAUUCUGCUUCAGUAGGCAAAAGUGUGAACAAUACGCUAAGGAUAUGCCCAAUUUAAACCUAGUUUACAAUAAGGUUCAAGCAUCUAAAAUACAUCUGUUCCUCAAGGAAUCACUUGAUGGCCUAAGUGAAAGUGAUAGGAACUUGCCUCAACUUAGGAAAAUGGUAAACUUGCUAACAAGAGGAAUAGGUGUGCACCACUCUGGGUUACUGCCAAUUAUUAAGGAAAUGGUUGAGAUAUUGUUUUCACGUGGCUUGAUUAAAGUCUUGUUUGCAACGGAGACUUUUGCAAUGGGAGUUAACAUGCCUGCACGCUCAGUUGUGUUUACAUCGAUUUAUAAACACGAUGGGAUUACCUAUAGAUAUUUGACGUCAUCAGAAUACACCCAGAUGGCGGGAAGGGCUGGCAGAAGAGGUUUGGACACUUUUGGAAAUGUUUACAUAUUUUGCUCUGAUGAACCCCCGGAUGUUCAAGACCUCACGAAUAUGAUGAUUGAAAGGUCAACAAGACUUGAAAGCAGAUUCAGGAUAACCUACAACAUGCUCCUCCAGAUACAGUCUAGAGACCACAUGAAUAUUACUGAAAUGAUGCUAAAAUCAUUUAGAGAACGGGAGAAAAUGAUGAAAAUACCGCUUUUAAAGAAACAAAUAAACAAAAAGAAACAUGAGUUGAUGUCGCUACCACCAAUCAGUUGCAUAUAUGGUGAACCUACAAUUGAGAACUAUUAUAAAACGCUCAAUUACUCUAUGAACGUAUCUCAUGAACUUCAUCAGCACCUGUGGAACCAUAAGGACAGUAAAGUGAUUUUUAAAUUCGGUAGGGUUUUGAUGCUACACUCUACUAAAAUCUCAAGAACUCUGUCUUACAGCUUUAUCACAGAUAUUGUUGACGAGAAGAAUCACACAUUUAAAGUCGCAACCAUUAUUACAGAAAACAUUUCAGAUUUGGAUGAUGCUAACAUAAGAACUGUGGAAUAUAAUGGUGAACUGAGGCAUUACUAUAAUCACGAAGUUAGUUUAUCAAGCGUUUCAUUUAUAUUCGAUCACGUUUUUCUCGAUACUGAUCUUGAUAGAAAUGUGAUUGAACUAUGUAAACUUAUGGAAAAUAACAAUUUCAAGCUCAUGUCAUUCAGCAAGAAAUUUAAACAAAUUUCACUCCAGUUCUAUGAAAUUCUUCUCAAGCAACGUGAUCUCUACCAACUAUUCACUAGUAAUCCAUGUACAAAUUGUCUUUUAAGAGAACAGCAUUUCAAAACACAACACAAAAUUUACAACUAUGAAUUGGAAAUUGAAGAUAUAAACAAACAGUUGAAGGAUGAAUCAUUGUAUUUUUAUGAAGACAUGAGUAAUAAAUUGGAAGUUUUAAAGCAGCUAGACUUCUUAGACCAGGAUAACAGACCCACUGUUAAGGGCAGAAUAGCAACUUUCAUCACGACCAGUGAUGAGAUAACACUUACUGAAGUACUGUGUCAAGGCAUUCUCUCUGAAUUAACACCACCUGAGUGUGCUGCAAUACUAUCCGCAUUCAUUUACAACGAUAAAGUUCCUGAGAAGGAGGCCCCAUCACCAACACUGCCACUACAACAAGCUAAAAAUCAGGUUGUUUCGAUACAUAAGAAAAUCGAUGUCGUCCAAAGAGCCUUGGGCGUAAGGGUUUCAUAUGAGGAUUUCAACUCACUGUGUAACUUUUCACUCUCAUACGUGAUUUACCAAUGGGCGUCUGGAACUCCAUUUCAGGAAAUAAUGGAACUCACUGAUUUGCAAGAGGGCCACAUUGUCAGGGUUAUACUUAGACUUGACGAACUCUGUAGGAAAAUACUACAAACUGCAAAUAUAUUUGGCCACCAAAAAUUAGCUGAGAAAAUCGAACUUGUUUGCAAUGCUAUAAGGAGAGAUAUUGUUUUCAAACAAUCUUUAUAUUUAUCAUGAUUAACGUGUACCAUAAUCUGUAUCAUAGGUUCA